Messenger RNA from Exophiala oligosperma, 1479 nucleotides. RefSeq lists its product as uncharacterized. Bases 195 to 887 code for a protein of 230 amino acids. NCBI's taxonomy places the organism in Eukaryota, Fungi, Ascomycota, Eurotiomycetes, Chaetothyriales, Herpotrichiellaceae. The record is from RefSeq and is a predicted model, not a curated record. The transcript has a single exon.
CUCGUAUCCAUCCGCCUUUCAAUUAUUAGUCUUCUGAUCUUCCCGACAUACAAGGACUCUUGCACAUGUAAACUCUUCUCACAGAGAGGCGUAGUUCAUUUUCCUUUCGGGUCUUCUGCACAGAGCUGGCUCAGGGGACAAGGCGUUAUCAAGAACUCAAUUCAUCCUCUUCACUGUUGUCUCGGGCGUUCACCAUGGCCGACCCGUCUGCACCUCCUCGACCUCCAGCACCGGGGUCGAGGGCCAUCAGGAUCCCACUCACCACUCACCCAGACUCGUACAGACUUUCGGGACGUCGACGUUGGAGUGAACGCUAUAUCAAGAACGCCGAACGAGUCGAGUCGUCCUCGGACGCUGGACCGUCUUCGCUGGGCUCGGACCAAGAGUCCGCGUGGUCCUCCUACAACUCCUCCACCGCAGGCGGCCAACGGUUUCGGACGAUUGCCGCGCCGGGCGGUGGACAAAAUCAAUUGCUCGUCGUCUCCACGCCCACCGACGACGACGACGACAACAUCAUCGACACGUCACAACGCAAGGACAAGCAAAAGGCAGCAGGAGGAGGAUCCACCAUGUCACCGUCAUCGGUCGUGGGUCCUUCCUCGUCGUCACCACUCGGCCCUUCGAUGCUCGCAUCGGGUCUCUACAAGUCCAUCAACCUCAACGCCCUGCACGACGACCCUGACGAACCUCCGAGGUUGAUAACCUACACCAAACACAGUCAAGGCUUCACGUGGAACGAUGAGUUGUUCCUGCCCAGUUACAUGUUGGGACGCUACGGAGACCGAGGGCGCAAGAAGCAGUACGACGGCGAUUUCGGCGACGAGGAACAUUGCCCCGUGGCUGAAAUAUUCAUCACGGACGAAGAGGCCGAGGCCAUGAUGCCGUGAAGCAGUACAUACUGAGAACAAGAUACAUUUGUGUGGCAACUAGGGGUUGACGAUCGUUAUGGAAUACAAUGGCGAACCCGGGCAACCGAGAAUUUAUUUUAUGGUUAUGGCAUUAACGACUUAUUUGCAACAUUUCAAAUCAGGAAACAAAACAACCAACAACAAACAUCAUUCACGUAGUAUACGCCGUGACGCGGAGUCACGGGAAGGGAAUUGGACCUUUUUUCUUAAUGGGGGUUUUCUUUUGUACGUCAACUGGUUUUUAUGGAGGGGCAGGGUGUUUGGGAAAGGCUGCUGCGGUCACUUUUCUUUGCUUUUGGAUGUUGAAAGUCAUUCAAUGUCGCAACGGAGAUUGGCCUCGAGAGAAAGUGAAAGGAAGGGAAGGGAAAUGGAAGGGAAGGAAAGGUAAUGCAACCAAACUAAGGAGGGGGGUUUACUUCUCAACUCAAAGAUAGUAUUACAAUACAACAUUGGUUAAAGGAGUACAGGAGUAUCAGGACUUUAUUUUAGUUGCUAGAAAUGGAAGGGUGGCACUUAUUAGCCCACGGUUGCAUGUUUAAUAAUACCACGAACGUAUACGAUUUCUUAUCCU